This is a messenger RNA of Sinocyclocheilus grahami, 2028 nucleotides long. RefSeq lists its product as uncharacterized. The record is from RefSeq and is a predicted model, not a curated record. NCBI's taxonomy places the organism in Eukaryota, Metazoa, Chordata, Actinopteri, Cypriniformes, Cyprinidae. Gene Ontology annotation, molecular function: nucleic acid binding. The transcript has 5 exons. The coding region runs from base 1 to 2028 and encodes 675 amino acids.
AUGCGAGCAUGGCCCGUUUAUGAUGGCCUCCAAAGCUCCCACCUUUGGGGUGGGGGGCAGGCCCAACAGGCAAUCGGACAUCUUCCCGUUAUAGCUUUUUCCGCCACUCAGGUGCUCCGGGAUCCUAUACGGAAGAAUCAGGCGUACGUUCCAACCGAAACAGAAUGCCCAAGACCCCUGGCAGACUAUUGGGCUGCGUGGAGACGCCUACCCGAUAUUUCAAGGUGGGUACUACGCACCGUUCGACACGGUUACACUAUCCAGUUUCGAAAAGGGCCACCUCCUUUCAGCAGGGUUCUUCCUACGACGGUACGUCCUGGGGAGGCCUCAAUCUUAAGUCAGGAGAUCGUGUCACUCCUAGAGAAAGGGGCUAUAGAGGAGAUACUCCCCACUCAGAUGGAGUCAGGCUUCUACAGCCGGUAUUUUGUUGUGCCCAAAAAAGAUGGUGGUUUUCGUCCGAUUUUGGACUUGCGUCGUCUAAAUCUUGUGCUCAGAGUGAGCAAGUUCAAGAUGCUAAUGGUGAAGUCCAUUCUGUCUCAGGUCCAAUCCGAAGAUUGGUUUGUGACCAUUGAUCUAAAGGAUGCAUACUUUCACAUCCCGAUCGUCAAGAGGCACAGGAAGUUCCUCAGGUUUGCUUUCGAGGGCAAAGCAUACCAAUAUUGUGUUCUUCCAAUCGGACUAGCUUUGGCUCCUCGAACAUUUACAAAAUGUAUGGACGCAUCUCUGGCCCCGUUGCGGCUCCAGGGCAUCCGAAUCUUGAACUACCUGGAUGAUUGGCUAAUAUUAGCCCAAUCCCAGGAUCAGGCAAGGAUACAUCGAGAUUUGAGCAGUCCAUAUCCCAGAUCGCUUGAACUCAGGAGCGGACCUGCUCUCGAGACAGAGUCUGCAGGAUGGGGAAUGGAGAUUACACCCCCAAGUGGUGGAUCUUUUAUGGCAGAGGUUCGUGUCACUCCUAGAGAAAGGGGCUAUAGAGGAGAUACUCCCCACUCAGAUGGAGUCAGGCUUCUACAGCCGGUCCAAUCCGAAGAUUGGUUUGUGACCAUUGAUCUAAAGGAUGCAUACUUUCACAUCCCGAUCGUCAAGAGGCACAGGAAGUUCCUCAGGCUGUUGGGUCUGAUGGCGGCGGCGUCCCCUGUAGUUCAGUUGGGCCUGCUCCACAUGCGACCGUUUCAGUGGUGGACCAAGAGCCAGAACAUUUCACAGCACAGUCAUCCGCUUCGCAGAAUUACGACGGUCACGAUGGACGCAUCCCUCACGGGCUGGGGAGCGGUCCAUCAAAGACGUCCAGUCGGUGGAGUCUGGACAGAAGUACAUCGUGGCUGGCACAUAAAUCGUUUGGAGAUGCUUGCAGUUCUCCUGGCUCUCAAACAAUUUUUACCCCAGUUGAGGGGUUAUCACGUGUUAGUCAGGACAGACAACACGGCAGUCGUGUCAUACCUCAAUCGUCAAGAAGGAUUACGUUCUCGCCUCCUGUACAGGCUGACGAGGCGUGUUCUUCUUUGGGCUCAGACAAAGCUCCUGUCAAUCAGAGCAGUCCAUAUCCCAGAUCGCUUGAACUCAGGAGCGGACCUGCUCUCGAGACAGAGUCUGCAGGAUGGGGAAUGGAGAUUACACCCCCAAGUGGUGGAUCUUUUAUGGCAGAGGUUCGGCCGAGCGGAAGUAGACUUGUUCGCUUUGAACAUGACUACGCACUGCCCGCUUCGGUUUUUCCUGUCUUCCCCGUCGCCUCUAGGUCUGGAUGCUCUGGCCCACAAAUGGCUCAGGACCAAUCUUUAUGCUUUUCCCCCAAUCCGGUUGCUCCCAGCAGUCCUGUUCAGAAUACGAUCAGAGAGAGUGGAGCACCUGCUGCUGGUGGCCCCGUGGUGGCCCACUCAGUCGUGGUUCUCGGACCUGGUCAGUCUGCUAGCCGGCCCUCCAUGGGAAGUUCCCCUCAGACACGAUUUGCUAAUGCAAGCUUGGGGCAUGAUUUGGCAUCCUCGACCGGAAUUAUGGAAGUUAUGGGCGUGGCCCCUGAGUGGGGUACGCUAA